AAGAACACAACCGUCCUACGUUAGUAAAUGCUCAAAUGAAGAUGGACUCAUCAGACCAUCUAUAAAUCUCUCCUUCCCUUUUCAGCCCCACUCAUCUAUGUCUGCACCUUCUUCCCUAGUCAUCCAUUCCAGUCUGGUUUUCCGGCCUGUUUUGCCACUUUUCCAACACCUCCGACGUCGUCUCGUAGCACUUUGAAGGAGACCCAACAGCCUUUCAAUCCCGAACCCGGUUAUCCGAGGUUGGGUUUCGGUGUUCAGGUGUGGGCCCACCAUCUUAACUUCAGCGGGUUGUAGUGCAGUUGAUUAGCUGGAAAGCGGGUCGCUGGACGCUGACGGAGAGGAUUACUUUUUUCAGCUUUUGGUGGACCACACAAUCACAUGGACACCUCUACCGUACUGUUGCUUUUUGCUGCCAUCUCAGCGUAUUUGCUCUGGUUCACGUUCAUGGCACGUACGCUGCGCGGGCCGCGCGUGUGGCCGCUGGUCGGUAGCCUUCCGGGACUCAUAGAGAACUGCGACCGCAUGCACGACUGGAUCGCCGAGAACCUCCGCACGUGCGGUGGCACGUACCAGACCUGCAUCUGGGCUAUCCCCUUCCGGGCCCACAAGCAGGGUCUGGUUACUGUCACGUGCGACCCGCGCAACCUGGAGCACAUUCUCAAGACCCGCUUCGACAACUACCCGAAAGGUCCGACGUGGCAGUCCGUCUUCCACGACCUCCUCGGCGAAGGGAUCUUCAACUCGGAUGGUGACACGUGGCUCUUCCAGAGAAAGACGGCCGCGCUUGAGUUCACGACGCGGACGCUGCGCCAAGCCAUGUCACGGUGGGUGAGCCGCGCCAUUAAGUUGCGUUUUUGCCCCAUCCUCAAGGCGGCUCAGCUCGAAUCAAAGCCAGUUGAUCUCCAGGACCUGCUACUUCGGCUCACGUUCGACAACAUCUGCGGCUUGGCUUUCGGCAAGGACCCGGAGACCCUGUCCGCGGGUCUGCCGGAGAACGGGUUCGCCAUGGCCUUUGAUCGCGCCACGGAGGCCACCCUCCAACGGUUCAUAUUGCCCGAGAUCGUGUGGAAGCUCAAGAAGUGGCUUGGGCUCGGCAUGGAAGUCGACUUGGGCCGGAGCCUAAGGAACAUAGACGACUACCUCUCGCGCGUGAUUGAAGCGAGAAAGGUCGAGCUGAUGACUAUGCAGCAGGGCGGGACCGCUCACGAUGACCUGCUGUCCCGGUUCAUGAGGAAAAAGGAGUCCUACUCAGACUCCUUCCUCCAACACGUGUCUCUUAAUUUCAUCCUAGCUGGCCGUGACACGUCAUCUGUUGCGCUGAGCUGGUUCUUUUGGCUCGUGUCCUUACAUCCAACCGUCGAGGCUAAGAUUGUCCAUGAGAUUUGCACGGUCUUAAUUAAGACGCGAGGCGCGGAUUCAGCCAAGUGGCUUGACGAGCCACUUGGCUUUGAAGAGGUAGACUGCUUAGUCUACCUCAAAGCCGCGCUCUCAGAGACCCUCCGGCUCUACCCUUCAGUGCCGGAGGACUCUAAGCACGUCGUCAGUGAUGACAUGCUGCCCAAUGGGACAUUUGUCCCAGCAGGCUCUGCAAUCACGUACUCAAUCUACUCAGCAGGCCGCAUGAAGGCAAUCUGGGGUGAGGAUUGCAUGGAAUUCAAGCCAGAGCGCUGGCUAUCAGCCGACGGCUUGCGAUUCGAGCUGCAUGACUCAUACAAGUUUGUGGCAUUCAAUGGUGGGCCGCGAAUUUGUUUGGGCAAGGACUUGGCCUACCUUCAGAUGAAAUCGAUCGCCGCUGCGGUCUUUCUGCGCCACCAGCUCACGUUGGCUCCAGGCCAUCGCGUGGAGCAAAAGAUGUCGCUUACAUUGUUCAUGAAGUAUGGGCUCAAAGUUAACGUGCACCAUCGGGACUUGGCACCCGUCAUCGCAGCCCUUUGCAAGCGCGAUGAAGUGGUGAACCAUACAGAUGCCAUGAUGAACGGUGGGGGUCGCAUGAUUCCCGAUGGUGUUGAGAUGGUGGCCGGAGUUGCUUAGGAGGAGCGUUUGGCCGUCUUAUUUGAUUUUGUUUGUGAAUAUAUGAUGUGGGAAGGAGUUGAGGAUAUGGGGUUUGUUUUUUUCAUAAAAAGAGAGGAUAAGUGAGUGAGGUGUGUAAUGAUUGUGUUAUUUUUAAUCAUAAGAGAAACAUAUAUGAAUUAGUGUUUAAAUUA
Magnolia sinica is the source of this 2204-nucleotide messenger RNA. Its product is annotated as cytochrome P450 86A8-like. The record is from RefSeq and is a predicted model, not a curated record. The coding region runs from base 379 to 2031 and encodes 550 amino acids. Gene Ontology annotation, molecular function: monooxygenase activity; oxidoreductase activity, acting on paired donors, with incorporation or reduction of molecular oxygen; iron ion binding. NCBI's taxonomy places the organism in Eukaryota, Viridiplantae, Streptophyta, Magnoliopsida, Magnoliales, Magnoliaceae. The transcript is spliced from 2 exons.